AUGGAGGGGAGGAAAGUGGGUAUUCAUGGACGAUCAGAUUUCACUGAAAGGGUGUGGGGGGGGGAGGUGACAGGACGGCCCGAAUGGCCGACCUCCUCUGCUGUCUCUCACAGCGUUGUGCUUUUCUCCCGGUGUGCCCUCCCUCACGCACAGGCCCUGGAUGUUCUCUUGAUCGCGGGUGCCGUCAGCGUGGUCCUGGACGAAGAUGGCACCGCAGUGGACAGCGAAGAGUUCUUCCAACACCUUGACGACGACACGGCCUUCAUGGUGCUGCAGAAGGGCCAGCGGUGGUGGGCCCCCAAGAGGGGAAUGGUUUCCUACUCGCUCACCCAGAAGCCCAGGAACGCCAAAGAUAUCGCCCGCAUCACCUUCGACAUCUACAAACUCAGCCCGAGAGAUCUGUUUGGCUCUCUCAACGUCCGGGCCACCUUUUAUGGCUUGUACUCUAUGACCUUUGAUGUCAAGUGUCUGGGUCCAAAGAAGGUGAUCAGGGAGAUGCUGCGUGUGACCUCCUCCCUGAUGUACGCCAUUGGCCAGAUCCUCGUCACGUCUGCAGCAUUCGUGCGGCGCCUAGUGGAGGGAACUGACCGCAUCGCAGAGUGCUAUGAUUGAUCCACGCACGCUCUCUCUCUCUCACACACACACACACACACCCACACCCAAAAUCUCACACAGGUACAGGCACACGUGCACGCACACACAAUCACAUUCGCCCAUGUACAGGCAUGCGCAUACACAGGUACAGACACAUGCGCGUGUGCACACACAAUCACACUCGCUCAGCCACAGGCGCACGCGCACACAAUCUCACACAGGUACAGGCACACGUGCGUGCGCAUACAAUCACACUCAGGUACAGGCACAGACAUCUACACACAUGGGUACAGGCACACACAAAUACACAGAUACAGAUGUGUACGCACAUACAUAAGUACAGGGACAUGCAUAUAAACUGAGUGAUAUGAAAAUACUGAUAUGUGUACACGCACAGACACACAGAUGAACAGAUACAGGCACACAUUCAUGUGUACAUGCACACAGACACACUGAUACACACACACACAGGCACAUUGAUACACACAGUCCUAGACAUGCACAUGUGCACUCACCGAGACACGUGGAGACAUACAUCGAUGUUCACAGACAUACGCCAACCAACAUGGACAGGGACAGACACACAGAUGAGCAGCGAUACAAAUACAUGCGGACACAUAUAUACAAGUGAUUUGGAUACACAUUCACAGUCACAUAGGGAUACACGUGCACCUGCAUAGACUCAUAAAGAUUCAGAGAGACACACACACUUUUACAGAUCCGCACACAGACACAAACACACAUAGACAGACAGAUAAACAAUAAUGGACAGACAUACACGGAUACAGUCACACAGUCAGAAACGCAGACACAUGCACUGAUACAAGUGCACGCGCACACAGUCAGUCAGAAACACAGACACGCACAUAGAUACAGGCACACGUACACACAGAAACAGUCAGAAACACAGGCACAUGCACCGAUACACGCGCACGCGCACACGCAGUCAGAAACACAGACACGUGCACAGAUACAGGCACGCGCACGCCCAAGUCAGUCAGAAACACAGGCACAUACAUGGAUACAGGCACACACAUGGACAGUCAGAAACACACAUACAUACAGACGUGCGCAUGCACACAGUCAGAAACACAGACACAUACAUACAGGCGCACGUGCACACAUACACAGUCAGAAACACAGACACAGGCCUGCACGCACAGAUACAGGUGCACACACAUUUCCAGACACACACACGCACACAGUCAGAGACAGACAAACCCGCAGCGAUUCCCAGUCAGGCGCAGGCAAAGCCAAUCAGAUCCCCACACCCGUCACCCGGUUGUCAGUGUCAAGUGAUUCUGCGCUUGCUGCAAUUAAAGAUGAAACUGCUCGA
Molecule: messenger RNA, 1930 nt
Organism: Chiloscyllium plagiosum (whitespotted bambooshark)
Lineage: Eukaryota; Metazoa; Chordata; Chondrichthyes; Orectolobiformes; Hemiscylliidae
Source: RefSeq, a predicted model, not a curated record